Molecule: messenger RNA, 8138 nt
Organism: Salvelinus fontinalis (brook trout)
Lineage: Eukaryota; Metazoa; Chordata; Actinopteri; Salmoniformes; Salmonidae
Product: probable G-protein coupled receptor 139
Exons: 2
Coding region: 294-1928 (544 amino acids)
Biological process (GO): G protein-coupled receptor signaling pathway
Cellular component (GO): membrane
Molecular function (GO): neuropeptide receptor activity
Source: RefSeq, a predicted model, not a curated record
UCACUCACACAUAUCCAAAUAAUCUUUAUCCCUCUCUCCUCUCUCCUCUCCUUCCCGUCUGCUUUUCCCUCUUUUUCUCCCUCACUUCUCCUUACUCACUCCUCUAGUGUGCCCUGGCUCUCUCUCUACCCCCUCCCUCCUGUCUCACUCACACCAUCUCUCUUUCAAUUACUCUCUCUCUCCCUCUCUCUCUGUCUUAACCCCCUCCCUCUCUAAAUCUCUCUUUUUCUCUCUCUCCAUCCUCUCUGUCUCUGUCUUUCUCUCGGUUCAUUCCGAUUCUCUCUCAAUCACACAUGCAUGCAUUAUCUUCCCUCCCCACAUACUUUCUCUCUCAACUCUCCUCCUCCUCUCUCCCUCCUCCUCUCUCCCUCUGUUACACACACAUAUCACCUCUUAUCUUCCCGUCUGUGUCGUCUGUGUCUCAACAUCUGUCUCUCUCACACAGACACUUACAGCCUCUUCUCCCCUCUCUGUCUCCCUCUCUCUUCUUCUCUCUCUCACUCAGACACGCACAAACGCUCGCGCAACCCCAGCUUCAACACAUACCACACACUCAUGCCGACUGGCACCCAAGGACAGAGCACCCUCUCUCUCUCUCCCUCUCCCUCUCUCCCUCCCUCCCUCCCUCCCUCCCUCCCACUCUAUCUCUCUCUCUCUCUCUCUCUCUCCCUUUCUCUGUCUCAGUCCUGCUGUCUGGGUCUGUGAGAGUGUGUGUGUUUCUGGGCUUCCCCGACUCCGAGCCGAGCUCACACACUCCUGAGCAUUUGAGGACGAGGACCAGGAGGAAGAGGAGGGCCAUGGAGCACAGCCACAUCUUCACCCUCCUUUCCCCCCCCAACAGCAGUGCCUGGAGCACGGGGCAGCAGCCGGCCGACAUUCCCCAGGGUUGCCCCCUUGGACCACUGCCCGUCAUCUACUACAGCGCCCUGCUCUGCCUCGGCCUGCCAGCCAACAUACUCACUGUCAUCAUCCUCUCCCAGCUGGUGUUACGGCGUCAGAAGUCCUCCUAUAACUACCUUCUGGCGCUCGCCGCCGCUGACAUCCUGGUCCUCCUGCUCAUCGUCUUCGUCGACUUCAUAUUGGAGGACUUCAUUUUGGGCGCGCCCCUUCCCCCCUCCCUCAACAAGGCAGUCCAGGUCCUGGAGUUCUCCUCCAUCCACACCUCCAUCUGGAUCACGGUCCCCUUGACCGUUGACCGUUAUAUUGCAGUCUGUCACCCGUUGAAGUAUCAUAGCGUUUCCUACCCGGCCCGCACACGGCGGGUCAUCAUGGGCGUCUAUAUGGGGUGUUUGGUGUCUGCGGCGCCUUACUACUGGUGGCCUGAGCUGUGGCAUGGUUUACCUGGAGGUGGUACAGGAAGUGGAGGAAGGGGGAGUAGUAGUAGUGCUGCGCAGCAUGUGCUAGUCUGGGUGCACUGCGCGACUGUCUAUCUCCUCCCCUGCUCCGUCUUCUUCUCGCUCAAUGCAAUGAUCGUCAGGAAGCUCCAGCGCCGUCGCAGCUGCUUCCGCCUGCGCGGCUACUCCACGGGCAAGACCACCGCCAUCCUGCUCGCCAUCACUUCCGUGUUUGCCGUCCUCUGGGCACCACGCACCGUCGUGAUCCUUUACCACCUGUACACGGCGCCGCCGGCUUCCCCGGGUCCCGCCCGCCUUCUGCACCUCCUAACCGAUGUGGCGAACAUGCUGGCUCUCCUCAACACCGGGGUCAACUUCUUUCUCUACUGUUUCAUCAGCAAGCGUUUCCGGACCAUGGCGGCCACGGUUCUCCGGACGUUGUUCCGAUGCCGUAAGCAGCCGCCGCCGUUCUACGCUGGACACAACUUCUCUAUCACCAGUAGCCCCUGGAUCUCCCCUGCCAACUCCCACUGCAUCAAGAUGCUGGUAUACCAGUACGAUAAGAAUGGCAAGCCCAUCUGCAUCUCCUCGUGAGGGGGGAAGUGUGGAGGGUUUCCCUGACGACCGACCUUGAUGAUGACCCGAUUCUGGGACUCUUUGAGCUUUUCAUGUCAACAGACAUCUAGAGUGGAGGGCUGGAAAGGUGGAGGAGAGGAGAGUUAGAGGAGAGGUGAUGAGAGGUGGAGGAGAGGUGGUGGAGAGGAGAGGUGGAGGAGAGAAGAGUUAGAAGAGCGUCUGAGAAGAGGAGACAGAAAGGUAUGUGGUUGGUGUAUGCAUACGCAACAAUCUAUCUAUCUGAAGUGAGAGAAAGAAUGUUUGAGAACAAGAAGAAGAAAAGUUGAGAAAUCAAGUAGGAAUGUUGCUGAGCACAAACAGCAGAACAGAACUCACAACCCAGCAACAGAGUGUUGAGAACCAUCUCUCCACUCGUUCAUGCGGAAAAGCAAUCUAACAGACUGAUCAUUCAGCCUGGAUAACUGCCUGUCUUUUUGGCUGUAUUACUGCUCCGGCAGUGUCUGACGAUGAGCUUUGACUGUGAUCAGGGACUGAUAAACGAGCAUCAUGGCGGCUGCUUAUUACUGGGUUUAAUAGCCAGCCAUUUGUAAAUUGGAAUGGAGAGUGACAACUGAGGAAUUCCUCUGUGACAUAUCAACCUCGCUUUGACAUUGGGACGUUUUUGGUACUGUCUCUGUUAUACUGCUGUCGAAGGAUGGGGAGGAGGUGGUGAUGGGGGAGGGACGGUGGGAGGAUGAGGGGAUGAGGGAGGCUCUGAAUCUGAACAGAUGGCCAUCAUCCAAGGGGAGCCCUCUCUAGUCAGCGAGAGAAACCACUCACCUUUGAAGAGGUAUCCGUGGCAUUGAUGCUCAAGUCUUAGACGUCCUUGUCCUUAGUGGUGGCCUUAGAUGAUGUGAUUCUCAGUCACUACCAUGUCCCCUGACGUGUUUUGAAACCCUGCUGACAUGUCCUGUUAAUAUAUAGUGGGUCUCAGAGGUGCAUUAGACAGUACAAGAGACUUUUUAUUCAAAAACGGAUCUGUGGAUGUUAAGAUGUUCUCAGUGAGUGAAUUCAUCAAAGAUGGAAGGGAUCGGGAAAGAUAACCAUCCAAUCAGGAGCAGUCUCACAGGUGUUAAGGAUAAGUAGGAGCUGCCUGUUGUUGUCACGGUGAAGGAUUAUGGUAGACUUGACUGUUAGAUCAGUGUUCUUUAAUACCGAUCUUGAAGACACACAUGUGCAGGUUUUUGUUCUAGCCCAGUACUAACACACUUGAUUCAGCGAAUCAACUGAUCAUCAAGCAAUUUGAGAGGUUGAACCAAGAUGUGCUAGGUGUGUUAAUGCUGGGUUAACACAAAAACCUGCACACUUUGUGUGUCUUCAGGACUAGGAUUGAAAGAGAUUGUUGUAGAUGCACAAAAAUAAAGCAAAAAAAUGACAAUACUUUGUUGUAGAGGUUCCAUAGGAUCAGUAAUCUUGUCACCAUGGAUUCCACCAUUUUAAAAGGAGGACAUUUCUACCAUUUAAAGAGUCUUCAAAUAAGUAUUGGUUGUUUUUGAUGAUUGUCUUAGUCACAUUAGAAUGAAUGUAUUUGUGCAGCUCCUCAGACCCUUAACUUUAUAUCACUGACUAGAUAGUGUGUGUGUGUGUGUGUGUGUGUGUGUGUGUGUGUGUGUGUGUGUGUGUGUGUGUGUGUGUGUGUGUGUGUGUGUGUGUGUGUGUGUGUGUGUGUGUGUGUGUGUGUGUGUGUGUGUGUGUGUGUGUGUGUGUGUGUCUGUCUGUGUGUAUGUGAGAGAGCAAGAGAGGGAGAGAGAGACAGGCAGAGAGAAAGAGAGAGAUAGAGAGAGUAAACAAGAGUUAAUUAAUCAAUUACGCCAGAGGAGGUGUGGUAUAUGGACAAUAUAGGGUUAUUCUUAUGCACGACACAGAACGGAGUGCCUGGACACAGCCCGUAGCCCCUUAGCCAUGGUAUAUUGGCCAUAUGCCACAUACCCCUGGGGUGCCUUAUUGGUAUUAUAACCAGGUUAACAAUGUAAUUAGAACAGUAAAAAAACAGUUUAUUCUCACUCUCACCCUCAAAGUAUUUUCCUAUUCUCUCUUCAACCCUCCUCUGUCUGCCUGUCACGAGGGUGAGAAACCAGAUGACUGAGAAACAAUUAAUCUAUGAAGCCACGACAACUCAUACAUCAACUGUGUUCUGUCCUGCCCAGAAACAACAACCUAUAAAACCAGCCAGGUUGCUCAUGAUUGACUGCGAAAUUCGAAGUCCGUCCAGGUAAGCAGGACGUCGGUAGAAGACUUCAAAACCGUCCACUAGGGGAAAUGGUGAGCGCUAUUACCAUCAUGUAGGCUUGGGUUUUGCUAGGGCAAUAUGGAUGGGGAUGGGGAAUGGCCGUGUUCGAUCCAACUGCUAGGUUUUAAGCCUAUCCCAAACCUUAACCCUUACCUUAACCAUUUGGAAUUAAUGCCUGAACUUAAAAAACUUCUUAGGGCUAGGCGUACCGUCAGCGGGACACCUGUCGACAAUUUCCGGUGAAAUUGGAGGGUGCGCAAUUCAAAUAAAUAAUCGUAAAAAUUAUGGAUAUUAAACAUCUAGGUACAUACAAGUGUCUUUUAUCAGUUAAAAGCUUAAAUUAUUGUUAAUCAAACUGCAUUAUCCGAUUUACAAUAGGCCUUACAGCGAAAGCAUGCCAUGCGAUUGUUUGAGGACGGCGCCCCACAUUAACAUAUUUUUCAAACAGCACAGGCUUCAUAAAAUCACAAAUAGCGAUUAAAUAACCACUUACUUUUGAAUAUCUUCCUCUGAUUUGCAAUCCAAAGGGUCCCAGCUAUAAUGCGCAUGGUCGUUUUGUUAGAUAAAAUGCUUCUUUAUAUCCCAAAAAGUCAGUUUAGUUGGCGCCAUCGAUUUUAGUAAUCCACUCGUUCAACAUGCAGACAAAGGAAUCCAAAAACCUACCAAUAAACUUUGUUAAAACAAGUCAAACUACGUUUCUGUUUAAUCCUCAGCUACCCUAAAAUGUAAUUACACUAUAACAUUUCAUACGGAAAGAAGUAUGUUCAAUAGAAAAGUAAAAUUAGCAACUGAUCCUCUUCGUAUCGCGCCCACAGACUGAUUUCCAACUGUGACUCCCAGUACCAAAACUCAAAAUUCUUCCUCGUUUGGGAAGAAACAAGCCUGAAACCUUGAACAAAGACUGUUGACAUCUAAUGAAAGCCAUAGGAAUUGCAAUCUGGGAGCUGGAAUUGCAUAGGACCCAUAGACAGUUUACUUUGGGCAUGUCAGUCAGGCUGAGGAGUUCCUUUUGUUUUAACCCUAUCCCAACCUUAACCCUAAACUUAACCAUUCGGAAUUAAUGCAUAAACUUAACCUUAAAAAUCUGACGUUUAUAGACAAACGUUGGAUUCUGCAGUAAGACUGUGAGAGGUUGUUGUAUAAAACACAUCUCUGUUAUUUUCUGUCCACUGAACAUCCACACACACACUUUGUGGCCCUUAGUCCUCAGGCAAAACACGUAUUCAUCUAUCCACUUUGGGUGAAACUAAGCCAGAGGGCAAAAUACACAAAACAUUUAUUUUGAGGGAUUCAGCAUGACAUGACUUCAUAAAUCGUGUAUUAAAUGCAUUUUAUAUCUGAUGAAUGGUAGAAAUAUAGCUCCACCUCUCAUAUUUGAUAUCUCAUUGUAUGCUAUUACCCUCUCAAAGUUGUCCACUGGCCUCUGGAGGGCAGCACACUCAGGCCGGUCACCCGUGAUACAAGUCAGUACUCAACGUUCCUCCAUCUCUGAGGAUGUUGGGAGAUGAUGUGGAAACCAGCCACUAGAGGCACCAGUGAGCUCUGUUACCUUCAAGCAUCUGCCUCCGGUUCCAAAGGUUGCAUGUUCGAAUCAAGGGAUAGAACGUUGUUUUAGAUUUUUUUUUAAAGAAGCCUAUCCCAAACCUUAAACCUUACCUUAACCAUUCGGAGUUAACACCUAACCUUACGACUACGGAGUUAAUGCAUAGACUUAACGUUGGAACAAUAAAGAGAAAUAACCAAACACUUCAAAAUUUGACGUUUGAGAAACAUGGAUGAACGUCUAAUUCUGACGUGAGACUUUGAGAGCUUUCUGGGUACACUAACCCCCAUAGAGGGCGUCCACUGCCAGAGCUUCACACCCCCAUCUGAACAACCAUCAAAAACAGGUUGUUUACUAACCUGUUAACCUGUCAACAUCACUCUUAUCACAGGCUUUAGCAAUUAUCUUUCCAAUUACACACACACACACACUCAUUCGUUAAGAAUAACUACUUCCCAGUAAGGAACCUUCAGAGCAUGGAAGGGAGGUAUGUUAGAGCUAUAUAAUGAAGAUAGUAAACCUCAGCUGAGACACUGUCAACAGUCAAUAAUGACCCAGCAUGUUCUCUGCCUUGACUUGAACCCUGUCCAAUCAAUGUUUAUUGGUCAGAUGAAUGUUGUUUUUUGGUGGUUUCCAUUGGUCAUGUUAAUGCAAUUUUUGUUGUUGUCCAUUGGUCAUGAUUAGCAAUAUGCAUCAAUACCACAACAGACACUUCAGUACCACUUUAUUGACCAGUUACAGUGUCAUAACAUUGUCAUAUUGUCAUAAACAUGACAUAACAAAUUAUAUAAGAUAUCCUGACAGUUUAUGUCACUGAAUGUCGAGUGACAAUCAGUAAUAAAAUGUCAAACAGGACUUCAUAACUAUCCCAGAAAAUGCAAUGGGAUUGUAUCUAAGCAAUUAUGGAUUUUCUUUAUUGAAAGCAUCCCAACAUUGCUAGUGUGACAUUAAUUUAUAACCCCCAUCAAAGGUUCCCACCAACAUUAAUUAGACUGAUUACAGUCAUUUCAUUUGUGAAAUAGUAAACUACUACUGAAAACACCAGGGGGGUGCAGUCCUUGUCUGAGCUGUGGUUGGAACACAGAUUCAAUGAAUACGACCCAGGUGUCCUCUCCAUUUACCACGUGGGGGACUCUGAAGCAGGUGGGAGGGAGUGGUAGUUGCUAUGGUGAUGACUAGGGAACACCCACUGUUGGUGACAUCAAUAACUCAUAACCGGAUAAUCAUAACAGGAAACUCUUAUCUCUGGAGGCUUCAAGCUUUUCUCAAACAGAUACUGUAAACCUGUAUAUAAAAAAGGGCAAGAACAAAUAGAUCAUAUAAGAAUAUAAUAUUUUAUUUUCCUCCACUCUUUCAUUUUCUCUCUCAGAGUAUGUCGGUAUGUUUGUGUGUGUGUGUGUGUGUGUGUGUGUGUGUGUGUGUGUGUGUGUGUGUGUGUGUGUGUGUGUGUGUGUGUGUGUGUGUGUGUGUGUGUGUGUGCGUGUGUGCGUGUGUGUGUGUGUGUGUGUGUGUGUGUGUGUGUGCGUUUGUGUAUGUGUGCAUGCGUGCAUAAGUCUUUGUGUGCUUCCACGUGAGCGCGCAUCUGCCUGAGUGCAAGAGCUUUCAAAAGUGCGUAAAAUAUCAAGUCAGUUAAGAGAAAAAAUGUGUACAGUAAAUGAAGCAAAAUAUCUCUGUACUCUAAAUUAUUAAACAGCUUAUUUAUGCUCCUUGGUGUAGAUGACCAGUCAAUACACAGAACAUUAUUAUUAAUAAUUUAGCAUAUCUGAGAUUGUAUUUCCCUCUGCUUACAGUAUGGCAGUCUACUGAUAGCUUUUCCAUUGUGUGUUUUCUACAUGUCAGGCUCUUUUUAAAUCAUAAAACGACGUGAAUUGAUUGAAUGUAAUGCAUUGAUUGUUUUGGCUUGCAUAAUUAAGGUGCAAUAUGCGGAAAUCGCUCUGCCAUUUCCUGGUUGCAAAAAUUCUAAUAGUUUGCCUAAUGUCAGUUUAUGUGACAAAACAAGCAGUCAUUGUGUAGAGAAUCAUUGUACCAUCUAAACUGCUGUGAAAUACAUAUUCCAUAACCAAAAAAAUAUUGUAUUUUUAGCUGUUUGAAGCUGGUGUCCAAAACCGAAAGUAAAACAAGCAAAAACGAAACAUAAGAAUGGGAAGCAUAGAAAUAGUGCAUAUAAAGCAGAUCUACAGCUUCUCAGACUCGCUUUCAAUGAGAAUGACAGAUCUAUAACUCAGAUUUCUAUGUAAAUUUGGUCAGGUCACCCAAAAAGUUACAUAUUGCAGCUUUAUCUAAUGAAUUUAAAUGAAUAUAAUGUAUGUACAGUAUGUAUUUGGUUAUUUCCUGUGAGAAGGCAUGUUGAGAAGGAUUAUUCCCCUCUGAUAUUUUAUAACUGAGAAUAAGAUAAAGAUACCCUCUAAUAAUCAAA